CUUUCCCCCAAAAUUCACCUCUUCUCCCCCAAAUUCUGAAUCUUCUCUCACGCUCAAAAUCACAGAAGCUCCUCAAAUCACAGAAGCUCCUCAAAACCCUAUCCCAUCAUUAUCUCUCUCUCUCUCGCUCGUGUGGAUUUUCUUGCCCUUGUUCUUGGUUUCAGAUUCAGCCUAGUUUCUGUGUUUUUUCACAAGGAAAUUGGGUUUUUAUUGAACUGAAGAUGUCUGGAUCUUUGAAUAUGACUCUUGAUGAUAUUGUCAAGAGUGGUAAGGCUGCAAGGUCUAGGGGAAGAGGUGGUUCCCGCCGUGGUCGCGGUCAAGGUCAUGGUCAUGGUCAAGGUCAUGGACCGAAUGGUUUUCUCGGUGGUGGUGGAAGAGGAACCGGACCCGUGCGAAGAGGUCCUCUUGCCGUGAAUGCUCGGACAUCAUCUUUCACCAUUAAUAAGCCUGUCCGUAGGAUCAGAAGCUUGCCAUGGCAGAGCAAUUUGUUUGAAGAUGGUCUAAGAGCUGCUGGGGUAUCAGGACUUGACGUUGAAACCAGGCUCCAUAUCACAAAUCUUGACCAUGGUGUGACAAAUGAAGAUAUAAGGGAACUCUUUUCUGAGAUUGGGGAGCUGAAGCGUUAUGCUAUUCAUUUUGACAGAAAUGGUCGCCCAAGUGGCACAGCUGAAGUAGUGUAUCCGAGAAGAAGUGAUGCAUUUCAAGCUCUGAAGAAAUACAACAAUGUAUUAUUGGAUGGAAGGCCAAUGAGACUUGAGAUUCUGGGUGGUAACAACAACACCGAGUCUCCUUUACCGGCUCGUGUAAAUGUGAAUGUCACUGGUCUCAACGGAAGGCUGAAGAGGACCGUUGUUAUCCAGCAAGGAGGAGGGAGAGGUAGGAGCAUCCGUGGGAGAGGAGGAAGAGCUCCAGCUCCUCCUGUCACUCGCCUUCCAAUUCAAAACUGGCAGGGAGGAACGAGAGGAGGAAGAGGCGGGUUUCGUGGUAGAGGACGUGGUGGUGGUGGCGGCGGAGGACGUGGCCGUGGUGGUGGUGGUGGAAGAGGGAGUGGAAAGAAGCAAGUGGAGAAGUCUGCGGCUGAACUUGACAAGGAUCUUGAAAGCUAUCAUGCAGAUGCCAUGAACACCUCUUGAAAAUUGCAGAUGAAGAAUCUAAGUGUUGUUUCUUAUUACUACUUAGUCUCAGUGUUUUGAGAGAGAGAUGGUAUCUUUUUUUCAUGCCCUUCGUUUCUAGUGAUUUGGUUAUGUUUGAUGGUUGUUUGUAGUGUAAAGUAAAUGAAAAAAAAAGAAGUUGUUUAGAAUCUAUUCGAAGGUAUCGAUUGGGUAUGGAUAGUUUGCAGGUUUAGUGAUUUAAAAAGUU
Messenger RNA from Eutrema salsugineum, 1359 nucleotides. Its product is annotated as THO complex subunit 4D. Gene Ontology annotation, molecular function: mRNA binding. Lineage: Eukaryota; Viridiplantae; Streptophyta; Magnoliopsida; Brassicales; Brassicaceae. The transcript has 7 exons. Gene Ontology annotation, cellular component: nucleus. The record is from RefSeq and is a predicted model, not a curated record. The coding region runs from base 222 to 1133 and encodes 303 amino acids. Gene Ontology annotation, biological process: mRNA export from nucleus.